Electrophorus electricus (electric eel) is the source of this 8616-nucleotide messenger RNA. It is a transcript of the gene cdk5rap2, whose product is annotated as CDK5 regulatory subunit associated protein 2. The record is from RefSeq and is a predicted model, not a curated record. Gene Ontology annotation, molecular function: molecular adaptor activity. Gene Ontology annotation, biological process: centrosome cycle; regulation of Golgi organization; positive regulation of microtubule nucleation. Gene Ontology annotation, cellular component: Golgi apparatus; centrosome. Lineage: Eukaryota; Metazoa; Chordata; Actinopteri; Gymnotiformes; Gymnotidae.
AAAAUGGCGGCACCAACGUCCACUUUGAAAUUCGCCGCUCGCUGAGUGAAAACCAAACGCGGUUUGUUUCGUCCUUCAGCUGGCGGCGAAGCGGGCAUUUUUAUUUAUUUUUUAUUUUUUGCCGAAAUGGAUUCGGUGGUGGGAGAAGAUCAAACGCUGCCUUUUGAUAUCAAUGGGAGCUGCAGUAUAUCUAGGCUGCCGGACUCUCUGACCGGCCACGACUUCAGCAUGGACAACGUGGCGGUCUCCAUGUUCCCAGGGCAGAAGAUGUCUCCAGCCAAAGCCAUUACCAUGAAGGACUACGAGAACCAAAUUACAGCUCUGAAGAAGGAGAACUUCAACUUGAAGCUGAGGAUCUACUUCCUGGAGGAGCGUGUGCAGCGCAAUUGUGAUGACUCUACUGAAGACAUCUACAAAACGAACAUCGAGUUAAAGGUGGAGGUGGAGUCCAUGAAGAGGGAGCUUGCGGAGAAACAGGACCUGCUGGUGUCUGCUUCGAAAGCCCUUGAGAGUCUGGCCAGUAGAGACUCAGGAGAGGGUGUGAGAGAGCGUGCCCUGAGAGAGCGUGCCCAGAGAGAGAUGGACUCACUCAGGGAUGCUUUCAAUGCCAGGAUCAGUGAACUGGAAGAGUCUCUCCGCUCUGCAGAAGCAGAGGUAGAGAAGAUGGCCUCCAUCGCUGAGCAGGAGAAGCUGAGGAGCCUGGGCCUGGAGAAAGGGCUCCAAGCCGCCGCCCAAUCACAGCCCUCCUGCGGUCCCGGCUCUGUCCCUGGGCAGGUCCGCGAGCUGCAGCAGGCCGUGCUUGAGAAGGAUGGCGCGAUUGAGUGUCUCCAGGCGUCAAUCAAAAACCAGGAGGCUCUGAUUGGAGAGCUUCGGAAGAAGUGCCCUGAGCAACCAGUCACAGAGCAGCUGACACAGCUCAGCGCUCUGAUUGGUCAAAAGGACCGGGAACUACAGGCUCUGAAAGACGAGUUGGACGACGAGCGAGGCAAAGCGGAGAAAAAUAACCAGGCAUGCUCACUGAAGCAGGAUGAGUUGAACAGGCUGCAGCAGAUGACGAGGCAGCUGAGUGAAGAUCUCAGCUCUGCCAAGAACAGCAGCCAGACACUUCUACACAGGCUGGAAGAGAGAGACCGCGAGAACACGGCGCUGUCGUCCGAGCUGGAACAGAAGGAGGGGGACCUGGCUGUGGAGAAGAAGAACGCACUGAAGAGAGACAAGACCAUCCAGGGCCUGAGCCUCCUGCUCAAGGAGAAGGAGAAAGAGAUUGAGGAGUUGUAUGGGAAUUUGGAGGAGAAGCAACAGACUCUUACCAAGACCAGAGAAGCACUUCACAAAGCGCAGCUUCAAAAAUAUCAGGGAGCGGAGGAGCAGCAGGCCCUGCUACUGGCCCAGCAGGCGGAGCUGGCGCGGUUGCAGGCGGAGGCGCAUGCGUCCCUGCUGGAGGCCCAGCGUCUGCGGCGUAGCGUGGACAGCAAGGAGGCGGAGCUGGCUGUCCUCCGCCAGGACAAACAACAGCUGGAGCAGGAGCUGGACGCACUGCAGCAGCAGAAGAGGACAGGGGACAAGACCAUCAACGACCUGCAGAACCAGCUGAAGAAACUGAACGGUGAGUUGGCGGACCGGGAGAACGCUCUAGAACAUCAGCGCCACAAGCAGCAGGAGGAGAACCGCACCACUGAGCACAAACUACACAGCACCAUCCAGCACCUGACCACCAGCCUCACGCACAAAGAACAGCAGCUACAGGACUACAUGAACAUGGUGCGGGACCUGGAGCAGGACCGGGCCCCGGGAGGAAGUGACAUCACGCUGACCAAGCUGAGAGAGAGGCUGGGGGAGAAGGAGAAGGCUCUAGAGAAAGCACUGGAUGAGAAAUUUGUGGCUGUGGAGGAGAAGGAGAAUGAGGUCCACAUGCUUCAGCUAAGCAUGAGGGAGAAGGAGAGAGAGUUGGAACGCCUGAACAACCUGCUUACACACAACGAGGAGACCAUCAAUCUCUUUGACUCUUUGCUGAAGGAGAAGGACGUGGAGCUGCAGCAGUUGGUGAACACUGUGAAGAACCUUCAGCGCUCCAGACAGGAGAGUGAGGCCAGCCUGCAGAGGGCACUGCGCGAAAAAGACGCCAUCAUACAGCAACUCCAGCACUCACUGCAGCUGAAAGCUACAGACAUGGAGGAGCUGGCCAGCACCGUCCUCAGCCAGACAGAGUCUCAGGGUCGCGACCUGGCAGAGCGCAUGGGGCAGAGGUUAAAGGUGACGGAGGCAUUGCUGUCGGAGGCAGUGAAGGACAGAGACAGGCUGGUGUCGGAGAACCAGACGGCUGUGGAGAACCUGCUGGCCACCAUCAACAGCAAAGACCAGCUACUGAAGGAGCGUGUGGAGUCACACACUCGGGCUCUGUCAGACCGUGCGGCCGAACUGCAGGACCUGCGCAGGCAGCUCAGCGAGGCCCGGAAACCCAACGGCACAGCAACGCAGGACGCGUCCUUGGGGACGGCCCAGCUACGAGCCGCGCUGGCUGAGAAGGACGCAGUCAUGAACAAGUUGUUGGUGCAGGGGCAGGAGAGAGAUGGUCACCUGGCUGAGGUAAAGGUGUCAGAGUCUCUGCCUCCUCAGGUGCUGGAGCUCAGACAGACCAUAGAGGUGCUUCAGGAGAGACUGGAAAAGAGAGAAGCAGAGCUGUCUCGGCCGAACAGUGGGGAGAACAUGGUGAGAUCUCCCGUAGACAGUAAGAAAUCCACGGUACUACUGAAGAAGGAGCUCGCUGAGAAAACAGACGCCCUCGACAGUGCACUGAAGAGGGAGAACCAGCUGAAGAUGUCUCUAGCUGAACUGCAGCCCGUGGUCUCAGAGCUGGAGGGCCAGCUAGAGGGUCAAACGGCCAACAUGGAAUUUCUCACGUCCACACUCAAUACUAAAGAGGAAAUUAUUGCUGAGCUCCAGGCCUGUUUGACCAAGAGGGGGGAGAGGCAGCCAUCUGCUGCCCGGAACUGGCACUCUCAGCCUGGGGAGGAGAGCAGCUUCAGCACCCUGCCCCAGAGAGAGAGGACCAUCAUCGGAGGAGACAGCCAGCAGGCGGUGCCGUCUCUAGGUGAUCUGUGUCUAGAGCAGGCGGAGCUAAACCGUGUGCUGAGGGCGGAGCAGCAGCUGUACGCCAACCUGGUCAGAGCUGUGAAAGAGCAGGACAGUGCUCAGCAGCUGCAGGCACUGCAGCUGGAGUUGGCCACAGUGACCCUCCUCAGGCAGCAGCUGGAGGAUGGUAUCCGUGACAACGAAGGGCUGAGAGAGCGACUGCACAGGGAGAUCCAGAGAGCCAAUCAGAGAGAAGGUGCGGAUCCGGCGGAGCUAGAGAGUAUGCGUGAUACUCUGGAAGAGGUCCAGCGCUGGAACGCCUCUCUCCAGGCCAGACUGGGCGAGAUACAGAACAGAGGGGGAGGGGUGGGACAGGCCAACGAUUCAGUUGGCACGCUGAGUCUGAUCGGUGAACAGACGUCCUAUAUGAGCAUAUGUGUGGGGGCGGAGCUGGGUGUGGAGCUGGAGGCGGAGCUACAGCAGAUGCCUGUGGAACAGCUCAGGCUGAAGGUCUCGGAGCUGCAGGCUGUAAACGCGGAGCUGGAGAGGAGGCUGGCACUGGCAGAGAAGGGCAUUGUGGGUAAUGCUCAGAGCGAGUCGAAGGGAGAGCCUGACCUUACUGACCUCUCCUCUGCCAGCAAGCAACCGCACGGGCCAGCCGGACCGCUCACCACCGACGCUCCUGGGACGCGAGCCGUCCCUGACGCAAAGGAGGAGGUCGAUGCUGAAGCGCAGAGCCAGGCUGCAGAAGGGGGAGGAGGCGCGCCGCACACUACUGACCACCAGGGCGGCGAGAGCGAGCAGGCCGGAGACGUGCAGGGGUCCGUUUCUCAGCUCAGGGCACAGGUGUCAAAACUGCGUGCGGAAGCGUCCGAGCUCCACGGCCUCCUGAAGGAAGACUGCGCCACCGAGUCCAAGGAAAGUGCGGAAAGCUCCGGAGAGAGCGACAGCCAGACCGACCUCCGCCAGGUUGUGCGGGUGCUCCGUGCGGAGGCCCGGGGUCACCGGAAGGUCAUCCGGCUGCUUAAGGAGCAGCUGCAUCGGGAAGCGGCGGGCGGAGGGGUGACCUCCGACCCGGACCCGAUCGUCAGCAUGGCCCGCGAGAUGGAGCGCCUGAGGGCAGAGCACGAGGCCUCGCAGAGACAUGCCCACAGCCCAGAGGAGGAAGAGGAGGAGGGGCGUGGCCAAAGCUUCAGGCUGACCAAAAGCCAGAAGUUUCAGAUGGUGAGACAUGCGACAUGCGCGAGGUCCCGCCUGCCAGUCCCGGUCAGGCCCGCGAGGCGUUCGUCCAGGCAAGAGCUAAGUGAUCGGGACACAGAGGAGAGCAGCGAGUGCCGCAGCGGGACGGACUCGGAGCGGGCCGGGCCGAGCCGGAAGGUGGGCGCGGCGUCUGACGCUCCCGAAUCGGAGCUCCGGAGUCAGCUGGAGCUGCUAAACCAGGAGUGCCAGGACAAGGAGGAGCUGAUCUCCCGUCUUCAAGCCCAGGUGCAGGAGUGGGAGGGGCUACGGGCAGAGCUUCAGGAGACGGACAGGCUGAAUGGCCAGUACGCGGAAGCCCUGCGGGCGGCCGAGUCCACCAUCGCGUACCUCACUGCCUGCAGCCUGGACGCUGAGAGCGGCUUGGGCCGGUCCGGUCCGGGUCUGGACUCGUGGUGGCGACGGGAGAGGGCAGAGCUUCAGGAAGCCGCGCAGGAGAAGGCGCGGCCGGACGCGGCCCCUCUGACCGGUCCAGCCCCCGGCCCGAGCGAACCCCGGGAUUCGGGCGGCGGGCUGGACGGCCUGUUGGCUCAGGUUGAGGCCUUGCAGGACCCGGACCGGACCCGUGCCCCGCGCGCGCAGGAUGCCGACGACGAUGUGCCCGUUGAAGGACAGAACGGGCCGCUUCCGCGUCUGGCCGAGUGCGUUUUGGCCGCAGGCAGAGCGGUGGAGUCCGUGGCCAACUUUGCCGCCGGGCCCGGUCAUGGGGUGGGCGACGGCGAGGCCUCGGCCAAUCAGGAGCUGCAGAGACAUCUAGACAGGCUUCACCGGGCCCUCCUGGAGAUGGACGGGCUCGGCGACCUCGGCGCUGCCGACACGAGCCAGAACGGAGUUGCGGGGACCCUCUGGCCAGAAUCGGUCCCGCGCGUCCCCGGUGCCGCGCAGCAGAAGACGAGCACCCCGAUACCCCACGGGCAUCGGGACCAGGCGGGGUUGGCGUCGCCGCAGCAACAGAGUGAGGCGGACGCGCCGGCUCCCGGCCGGGGACGCACACCGCACCUCGACCUCCACAAGAACCUAGUGCUGCUCCUCCAGGUCCUCGGAGAGCGCGCUCAGAAAGUUCGGGAGCUGGAGGAGGAGCUUAAGCGGGAGGAGGGGCGUGGCCACGGAGGAGGGGCAGUGGUCGAGGCGGAAGACGGCAGCCAUCUGAAACGCCUGCAAAAGGCCCUGAAGGAGCAGCAGGAGGCGUGUCGCCCCCUGGAGGAGAAGCUAGUCAGCGCGCAGCAGAGUGCGGCGAAGAGGGAGCAACGCCCAGACCUACACACAGCUGCCCCCGGCGAGCGGGACGAUAAGGGGGUUCAGGUGGACGCACAGGACCUCGGCUACGAGACCAGCGGACGGAGCGAGACGGAGCUGGAGAGGGAGGAGGGCAUCGGCGCAGACGUGGACGGUACCGCUCGUCCAGACCGCGCCCCCUCCCCCGUCCUGACCAGGGCAGGAUUCUCCUCCGCCGACAACCUAGACACUGGCGAGUCCAGCCCGUGCUACCCCAGCUCACCGGACCUCAGCUCCCCGCGGCCCACCGACCCCGCCGACCUCUGCCAGGAACUCCAGCAGCUCAAGUCGCAGGUGGAAGGUCAGAACAUGGUCAUCCAGCACCUUCAACGACGGCUGCGGAAGAAGUCUCUGUCGGCCGAGAGUCUGACCGUGACCUCUGACCCAGAGGGCGGAGAGGAGGAGGAGGACAGGCAGGCGAUGAAGGCUCGGAUAGCCCAGCUCGCCAUCGAGCCGGAGAGAGGGCGAAUGGUCAACAGCAGCAGCCAGUCAGCUUCUCCAUCCAGGGUGGAGUCGCUGGUGCAGGCACAGGCACGCGAGCUGUGCGAGCUCCGCGAGCAGAUCCGCGCGUCCCGCGUCCUGGGCGUCGGCCAGCGCCGGCAGCUGCAGGAGCUCCGCGCCACCCUGGAGGAGCUGCUGGAGCAGCCGGAACGCCCUGCCCUUGACGCCAGCCUCCGGCAGCAGCUGGAUCGCAGCCUGGACCUGCUGGAGAAACUGGAGUAUGGAGGUAGUAAUGAAGAUCAGGUGGCGGAACUAGAGCUGGUUCAAAGGCUCUCUGCAGAACUGCGGGACAAAAACAAGCUCAUCCAGCAUCUUAGAGAGCGCCUGCGCAGUGGAGCUCCCAGAAUGCACAGCGUCUCGGACUCGGAGAUGAGCAACAGGAUCUCCAACGAUGGCGCCGCCUCCUUGCAGGACAGCCUGCCUGCUCUCCACACACACCCCUCAAUCAGGACAACCACAGGUAUGAAGGCAGCGGCCGGGGGCGUGUCCGGCAGCGGUGGGGGGAGUGUCCGCGCGGUGCAGAGGGAGAACAGCCGCCUGCAGGGACAGCUGAGGAGCAGCGACGAGCUCAAUGCCACCCUCAGGAGUGAGCUGGACCUCAUGUGCUCCAUCCUCGCGCACACGCGUGCCCAGAGCCCAGCGGCAGCCGUGCAGCAGGAGCAACAGUGCCUGCCUCAGCAGCAGGCAGGCAACAAGAGCAUCAGCUCAGCCCUGCUGGCGGAGCACCUACUGGAGGCGCGUGCGCUACGUCAGCGGCUGGAGGAGAGCAUCCGCACCAACGACAGACUCCGUGAGCAGCUAGAGACGAAACUGCAGGUGGCAGAGAGUGACCCAGAUAAACAGAAGGAGAAUGACAGUCUGCGAGACACUCUGACCAGGCGCACAGCCAAACUGGAGAUGAGCAGGAAGGAGUGCCAUGCUCUGCGUCAGGAACACGCACACCUGCAGGACAAGCUGUACAGGCUGCAGUGUGACAGUAAACUCCAGAAGCAGCAGCUGGCAGACACUCAGCAGCUCCUGCAGACAGUACAGGUGGAACUGCAGGUGCAUGAGCAGAUCAGAAACUCAACACACACAGUCACAGGCGAGGGGCACCUGGGCGCUGAGCCCGGGACAGUGGACCUCACCGAGCUGUUGAGUGAGGUGCGCAGGCUACGCUUGCAGCUGGAGAGAAGUAUCCAGACCAACACGGCACUCCGACACAAACUGGAGCAGCAGCUGCUGUCCCGUGCCGACGGGCCGUCCACCAUCAACAUCAACUACUUGCUGGCUACGACGGAUGAGGGGGUUAAGUCAGAGAGACUCCCCCAGCACUCGCGGUCCUCCAGUCCCGCUCAUGACAGCGGUAGCUCCGUGGGAAGUGGCUCCCCGUCACGGUCAGUGCCUGGCGACGGGCUGUGGGCCAGUGGGCGUGGCCGUCACAUGCUGGGCCUGGUGGAGGACUACAGAGCCCUGAGCAAACAGAUCCGCCGAGCCAAGAGGCUCAGCACUUUUAUGGACACACAACUGCAGGAGGGCCGCGGGCUUGUGGAUUGUAAGGAUGGAUCAGGCACUAUACUCCUAGUCCUAGAAGAAGCAGAACGACUGUUGAACCUGUUCUGGAGAGUAACUCUGCCCUCGGGUGACCUCACACACAGACAGCAGGAGGACGUGUUUAGGAGUGAGAUCUCUUGCUUAAGGAGCAGGUUAUCUCAGCAGGAGAGGAUGCUGACAGGAGCCGUCAAACGCCUGCGUUCCACCAACCAGCUUAGAGAGGGCAUGGAGCGCAUCAUCAUAGACCAGUUGUCGCUGACUCACGGAGUGCUGAAGAGAGCCAGAGGAAACCUGGAGUUUAAUUAUGGAAGCAUCUUUGGGCUAGAAGGCUUUCGAGUCGAAGGAAAUCACCCUGAAUGCCCAGUGAGGAGUCAAUCACCAGACCCUGCCCCCAGGAGAUUGUCCACGCCCCCAUCUGAUCGCUGGCAGAAAGCUGGGAUCCAGUGAGGAGUGACACAUUGACUCCUCCCACUCCAGUUGUCGGAGAGCCUCAUCACCCGGAUGGGAUAGUUCAGCCAUCGUCCAUGAGUAACCCCUAAUCCUUAAUCCAGUUAGAAGUAGAACAGAAAUGGCUUUCACAAAUAUUCUUCCUUGUCUUUUUUUGUUACCUUUUAAAGGUACUCUGAUGCAGUUUGAGACACAAAAUGAAUUUGCACACUUAUCGUAAAAUACAGAUUUUGCUCAAAGGAUGUACAAGAUAUUAUUUUUUUAACUAGUAAUUGUUUCUGGGUUGUUGUUUUUUUUUUUUUUUAAAAAAAAGGAUUUUCUCCUGUAAAUAUUUAAUGUCUUUUAGUUUUGUAUUUAAUGCAUUUCUGUUUUUCUUUUCUAAUAAUUCUGAAUAUUUGCGAUCACUCAUUGCCCGUAUGCUCUUAAUAUGAUGUUUUAUACUCUACUGGAUAAGCACGUCUGAUACCUGUGUGCUUCACCUGAGGGUUGAGGGAGAUUGGUACAUGUGUAUUAAAACCUCUUAGCACUCAA